Molecule: messenger RNA, 831 nt
Organism: Drosophila kikkawai
Lineage: Eukaryota; Metazoa; Arthropoda; Insecta; Diptera; Drosophilidae
Product: accessory gland protein Acp29AB-like
Source: RefSeq, a predicted model, not a curated record
AUGCUAAAGUCAGCAGCAAUUUGCUUGUACUUUGCAACGGUGGCCUGGCAUGUCAAUAAAUGCCUGGCGGAUCCAAAGGAUAGUGGUCGAUCCGUAUGCCUCUUGGACGAUCCUCCAAAUCAGUGCGGGCAAUUCUGCCUUACCGCUCUAAAGCCGAUGAUAAAUCACAUUGACCGGCAUCAAGACGAGUGGAUGAGUGCCUGUGGCGCAACGAAGGCGAACCAAACCCAGGGGAAGCUGGAACACAUAAAGAGUCAACUAUUAUCCUUGCAGUCAGGACAGAGCAAUAUGCAGGAGGCUCUUCGCAAAGUUGGUAGUUCCCUGGAAACAUCUUGGGAAAAGCUUAAUCCUGAGGACGUCAAAGCUAGACUGGAGAGGAUGGAAAGUCAGAGCACCGCUCAAAUGGAACUGCUUAAGGCAGUCAAAACUUCAAUGGAGGCCUCCAAACAAGCCGUCCCGCGGGACUUCGUGAAGGCCGGCUCCAGAUACUUUUAUAUCGAAGAUAACUCUAAGCAGAAUUGGUUUUCUGCCGGACAUACCUGUCGUAGGAUGGGUGGCUAUCUGGCUAGUCCACGGAAGGAAGAACUAGACGCUCUCAAUUUAAAAGCUGGCGUGACUUAUUGGUUUGGCAUUAGCGACUUGGCUGACGAGGGCCGCUUUAUAUCCUCCUUCAAUGGCAAUCCGGCUUCUUUUUUGAAGUGGAGGCCAAAUGAACCUAAUAACGUUAGAAACUCUCAGCACUGUGUGACCUUUAAUAAUAGGGGCAUGGACGAUGAUAACUGCGAUAAAAAAUUUAAUUUCAUUUGCCAGGCUAGCGAAGAAAAUCUUUAA